AUGUUGUACGAGCCAUUUAAUGACAAAAGCGACCCGUUCAUCCCCGACGAGGACGAUCUGUGCCCCCUAUGUGUGGAAGAGAUGGACAUCACCGAUAAAAACUUCUGGCCAUGUCCGUGCGGCUACCAGGUGUGCCAGUUCUGCUACAACAACAUCAGGACCAACCCAGAGCUCAACGGAAAGUGUCCUGCCUGCCGCAGACCAUACGACGACAAGAACGUUGUGCACAAGAGCGUGAGCCCUGAGGAGUGGAAAAUGAACCAGGCCAGAAAGGAAAAGCAGAAGCGCGAGAGAAAACAGCUGGAAAAGGAGAAGAAGGACGCCGAGCAGGCCAAACGCCACCAUCUCGCGGGAAUGAGAGUCAUACAGCAGAACCUCGUUUACGUGGUGGGGUUGAAUCCUCCGUGCAGCGCAGACGAGCUGCCGUCAGUGCUGCGUUCCGACAAGUACUUUGGCCAGUACGGCAAGAUCUCGAAAAUUGUCAUCAACAAGCGAACCCCAAAUCCAAACAACCCUCACCACACCAGCCCAGGCUACGGAGUGUACGUGACGUUCGCAAGGAAAGAAGAUGCUGCGCGAUGCAUUGCUGCUGUUGAUGGGUCGAUCAGCGAUGGCCGCGUGCUCAAGGCUGCCCACGGAACCACAAAGUACUGCUCCUCGUAUCUGAGAGGCCAGCCUUGUCCGAACCCUAACUGCAUGUUCUUGCACGAGCCAGGCGAGGAGGCCGACUCGUACACCAGGAAAGACCUGUCCACCCGGGCCAUCAACAAGAAGUUUGAGGAGAGAAGCGCUGUCAACGGCCUGAUUCCUCCGCCAGCGAGCCAAAACGACACCGACUCGAGCCAGGACCAGGAACACAGUCCUGCUUCCUCGUCGGCUGUUCCUGUUCCGUCCUCUGCCCACGAGGACGAGAACAACUUGCCUGGUCUACCGCCAACGGCUGCGUGGGCCAAGUUGCAGCAGUCACAGUCCCACAUGUCGAACUUGGGGGUCGGUCCGUCGUCCGUCAGCGACCUCUCCUCGGCGCCUGCAGCGCUUUCCGCGUUCCCAACACUUGGCGACGCUGUUCUGCAGAAGCCAGCCAAAAGUCCGUCUUUGCAAACAAAGAAGAAGGAUAAGACCAAGGAGACCGGUUUGGUGGAAGACUCGCUGUAUUCCUACAAACUGAUCGACGACUGCAUCAAGCUGCUCAACAGUCAGCAGGAGUUCUCCUACACCAUAAAGCCAAGUAUGAGAAGAACCAAUGUCCAGAGCUCGUUCCAUUUGUUUUCGACCGGAGAAAUGCAAAAGUCGAUGCUGUCCGAGAGCGACAACAAGCAGCACAUGUCGCGGCUCGUCGAGUCGCUGCUCUUUGUUCCGUUCAGCAAAAAUUACAAUCACAAAGCGGCAGCUCUGCAGGAGCCCGCCAAGGCAGCACAGCCUACACAGCCAGCACAGACCUCUAUACAGCACCAGUUCUACCAGCCACAGCCUCAGCGGUACCCGAAUAACAUACUCCAGGGCGGCAAACAGCCCGUGCAGAGCACACAGUCUGCACAGCAGUUUUUACAACAGCAGCUGCUCCAGGAGCAGAAGCUGAAAGCGCUGCGCCAGGAGAAGCCAAGCACAGCCACACCUCCACCUCCUGGCCUUUUCCCUGCUACCGGCGCUGACAGCAUCAAGACAAAUAGCGCAGAGCUGCUGAGUCAGCUGAUGGGUGGAAAGAAGCUGGCUGUUUAA
Molecule: messenger RNA, 1719 nt
Organism: Ogataea haglerorum
Lineage: Eukaryota; Fungi; Ascomycota; Pichiomycetes; Pichiales; Pichiaceae
Exons: 1
Coding region: 1-1719 (572 amino acids)
Biological process (GO): protein ubiquitination
Cellular component (GO): CCR4-NOT complex
Molecular function (GO): RNA binding; ubiquitin-protein transferase activity; metal ion binding
Source: RefSeq, a predicted model, not a curated record